AUGAAUAGAUCUGACAAAAAGUUUAUCCUAAAGCUAUUUAAAAUUAAGAACGGAAAUAUCAACCUCUUGAAAAACAGAAUAACUCACUUUUGCAUUAGCAAGAAAUGUAUGCAUAUUGUUCUGAGCAACAAUAGCCUAAUCAAAUAUUAUCUAGAGGAAAAUGAAUUGUCCUAUGUGGAUUUUUACAGCAAAAAAACCAUAAAUAGCAAAGCAGAAAUAAGAUCAAUAUUCUUUGACUAUAAUUGCUAUCAUGGAUUUAUAUGUCUGGCAAAUAAAGAAUAUAUAUAUGUCCACUUUGAAUAUAAUAUAGUCCUAAAUCUAGUAAAAUUAAAAAAGUAUAACAUCUCAAGUGUGUGUUUCGAUGGCUAUAGUGAUAUUAAAAAAGAUUCUCCUUUUUUAAUUGCAACAAAGGAUGGUGAAAUUCUAGAAAUGAGCAUAAGCAACAAAACAAAGAAUAACGAAGAAUACGAUGUAAUAUUUUCAGACAGCCAUUUGUCAAUUUUGGACAUAACUAUGAUUAAUAUUGAUAUUUCAAACAGUUCGAAUUGUGUGAAUAGUGAAAAUAGUGAAAAUAACAAAAAUAACAAAGAUGAAAAAAAUGACAAAAAUGACAAAAAUGACAAAAAUGACAAAAAUAACAAAAAUGACAAAAAUGACAAAAAUAAUGACAACACCCUGAGAAUUAUCUACUUCUCCACUUGCAAUAGCUUGCACGAAAUCAGCUACACAUACAAAAACACAAGUAUGAACAACCCUGCAGAAAAAAAUGAAACGUAUAUACAAGAUAUGAAAAUGAAAAAGAACAAUUUUAAUAUAAACAAAUCAAGUGACGAAACGAAAGUCUAUGAAUGCUGCGUAGAUUCUUUGACAUCUAUUUUAAAAAUUGAAAAUAUCAGAAAUAAAAAUUAUCUCUUUUGGCUUAAUGGGUGUUGCAUAUUUAUUAGUAAAAUUAAUAAUUGUAAGAAAAAAAAAAAAAAUAUAAAAAAUGAUUUCAGAAAUUGUUCCAAAUGGAACCACAAUAAACACUUUAACAAUUUUACGGAUUCAAAUUUUCUCUCGUAUUCAUCUGAGUCAGAAACUUCUGUUGGUGGAAUUAAUCUUGUAUCUUUCAGUGAAGAAGAGGACGAAGAAUGUGAUCAAAAUGUGAAAUCCAAAUGGAGGAGUGAUUUGUUAUCGAAUGAAAAAAAAGCACAGAUGAAAAGAAUGUACAAAAGUAAUCAUCAUUAUAGAAAAUUAUCAGAACACGAUGAAAAGAAUAAAGCGAAAGAGAAUGUCAAAAUUAAUUACAAACUAAACGAUGAAUGGUAUCUAGAUUGUAACUAUAUUAUUGUGAAUUUCUUAGAUUUGAAUAUAUUUACCAAUGAAAAUAUGAACAGUUUUACUUUCAUUAGAUCGUUUUAUCAAUCUAUUCAUAGUCAAAAAAAUAACAUGAACACAUUGCAGAAUCAUAUGCAAGAUCCCACUCCUCAACAACAGGGAACAGAAACUGUCAUAACAAAUAUCCAACCCAAACCGUUUGAUAACACUACUUGUGCUGUUGUAGAUAUGUGUAUAAAUGAGUUCUACAUAUUUCUGUUGUUAGAAGAAAAACUAAUUAUAAUUAACAAUGUCAAUUUUAAGAAGGUUUAUGAACAAACUUUGGCGUUUGAAACAUAUGGAGAUUCUAUAAGAAUUAUGAAAGAUAAAUCUGAUGAUCAAGUGUGGUUAUGUACAUCAAAGUAUAUUUUUAAAAUUGUUAUAAAUAAGAAUAAAAGUGAUGUACCAUGCUUCAAUCAGCAGAUAAAUAGUUAUAUGAACAACAAGAUAAAUCUGAAAAAAAAAAAUCUUACAAAAAUGAUCGAAUCCAGCACAAAUUCUGAAAGAAUAAAAAUAAAAAAAUAUAUCUUAAAAAAUAAUAAAUACCAAAUUUAUCAAUUCAAAAAUUUAAACAUAUGUACUGAAGAAACAUUAAUUGCAUUUCUACAUAAGAAACAAUACUUUCUCUUGUCUUCUAUUUUGUACAAUAACAUUCACUUCUACAGCAAUGUUGUCAAAAUUGUGUUCUACAUUUGGAUAAUCCAGUUGUCUGCAUAUUCUCUAGAUUUAUACAUGCAUUUGUAUCGCAUCACAUUUUAUUAUUUCCCACAAGCACAAUUCGGAAGUUAUGCCAAUGUGGGAAUAUCUUCAGACUUGUCCAGGGAGGGCUCAAAUAGGGCCCUCAGUGAUGACCCAAAUGAAAAUUUAAGUGAUGAGUUAAGUGAUGACCCAAAUGAAGAUUUAAGUGAUGAUUUAUGUGAUGACCCAAAUGAAAAUUUAAGUGAUGAGUUAAUUGAUGACCCAAAUGAACUUUCGAGCGAAACAGAUAUACAUCUAAGUGGGAAUGUUGAAUGUCCUCCAAUAUCUGUGAAGUCCCCAGAUGCAGUGUCGAAAGAAUUGUUUGAUAAGACUAUAAUGAAUAAAUCGAAAAAUAAAAAAAAGGAUUACUUAAAAGAAGCAAUGGAACGUCAAAAAAAAGAAGAAAAUCCCAAGACGGAAAGGAAAAACAGUAUCCUGAACCGAAAAGAUGAAAACGUACAAAAAAUUAUAGGGGAAAAUAUCAAUGGUGAUAAUUGUACAUAUACGUAUAAUGAUGAAAAUCAAAAGAAAGGAACAAAGAAAAUGAUUAAGAGUAAUUUAGAGGAAGAUAUUAAAAAUAGAAAGAUCCAGAAAAGCAACAAACAAUCCUUCAUUCGUUUCUUCCAAAAAUUAAUAGAGAAGGAUGAACAAAAAGAUCGUAAAUACAAUUUCGACUUUUCGAAGGGAAAAAAAAUUAAUAUAAAAACGCUAACAGAAAGUGACAAUUUUUACAUCCUGUUGAAAAUAUACAAAAUGAAGAAUUCUGAUAUUUUCAACUUUUUGAAAUCUCAGAAGGGGUUGAUUAUGGAAGAUCUAAAGAGGUACAGAAGGAUCUACGUGAGUGGUGAAGAUGCCCAAGUAAAUGAAGACUCGAAACCUGUGGAAUCCAAGGAAGGACAAAAAUCUACAACAAUUUCACAAAGUCUAUUAACAAGAAAAUACGCACCAAAAAAAGAGUAUGAUGAGGUUAAGAGAAAACUGUACCGAGAUAUCUACACAUACAAAUGUCUUGAAGUGAGUGUAUACAUGAUUAUCUUACUGAAGCAUUUCAAAACCUUCUUUCAGUUAAAUGAUGUCAUUGUGCAGAUAUUAGAAAACUUCCAUAAGCCCAAUUUUUUAUUACUUUUUAAAUUCAUGUGUAACGAUUAUAAUUAUAUAAUAAAUUUUUACAUUAACAAGAAUAAAUUUAGUGCAUUAUUUAAUGUCAUUAUACUCUUCCCACAGAAUGUACUGCUAGACGUGUUAAGAGAACAUGCUUUCAUUUUGUACCUUCACAAACCACAGAAAUAUGUAGACCUUUUAAUUUUUUAUGACAACUUGAUUGAGGAUUACACGGAUUUAAUAGUAUGCAUGUUUGUAAUUAUUUAUUUUUUUAAAAGCAGUAAAAAAGUGUGUAAGAAUAACAAUAAUAAUAUGGAAGAAAGAGAGAAGUCAAACGAGGAAGGAAAUGUUUGCGAUAAAUCUAUUUAUCAAAAACAUACAGAUGAAUGCAUUCGAUUUUUAGAAUACAUUUCAAAUAAAAUAAUAGAAGAAAAUACAUUAGAAGAAAAAGAAAAAUAUAUUUACACAUUCGAAUGCACUUGGAAAAAAAAUCAUAUCAUAAAUUGUUUACUAAUUUUAUACAUAGAAAAAGAACAAGAUGAAAAAAUAAUAAUGUUUUUGAAUAGAUUAAAAUCAUCAGGUAUUCAUUUUGAUUAUCUAUUUAUUAUACGAUUCUUAAAGGAAAAAAAAAAAGAAAAGUUUAUUCCACAUUUUUAUAUAAUAAUGAAAUAUUUCGAAGAAGCCGUUGAUAAAUCCCUAGAAUUGGGCGAUUAUAAAACAGCCAAAAAUGCCGUAAUAUUGUGUGAAGAUGAAGAAGAAAAAAAAAAAUUAUUUCUUAAAAUUGUUAAAAAUAUUUCCAAAGAUUUGAAUGAAAAAAAUUUAAAAGAAAUAAUAAAUCUAGUUCGUGAUUCAAAUUCUAUAUUAAAUCUACAAGAUAUCCUGCCAUACAUUAAUGAAAACACAAUUAUCGAUUAUUUAAAAAAAGAUAUUUGUUCCUUGUUAGGAAUUUAUAAUUUAAAAAUACAAGCCAAAAAAGAAGAAAUUAAAGAAAAUUUACAAACAAUUGAAUCACUUAAUACUGAUAUUCAAAAUCUUAGAAAAAAGUAUGUAGUUUUAGAUAAAAAUGACAUUUGUUAUAUAUGCAAAAAGACAAUAUAUUUCAAAAAAUGUUAUGUUUUUUCCUGUAACCAUUAUUUUCACAGUAUUUGUGCUUUGAACAUUUACCUCAAUUCGAAGCCAAAGGAUGAACUCUUUCAGUUCUUCUGCAUUCUAAAUAACUACAAAAAUGCACUUAUCAAUAAAAAUGAGAAAGAUAUACUCAUGUAUGAGACAAAAAUAGAUGAUAUAUUGACAGAGGAGUGUUAUCUCUGUGGAUUUAUUUCUAUCAACUCAAUAUCGAAAAGUUUUAUUUCGAGCAGCGAGUGUGAAUUAGUGGACAGUUGGAAUAUAUCGAAAGAGUAA
This is a messenger RNA of Plasmodium gonderi, 4596 nucleotides long. Its product is annotated as vacuolar protein sorting-associated protein 18. Lineage: Eukaryota; Apicomplexa; Aconoidasida; Haemosporida; Plasmodiidae. Gene Ontology annotation, molecular function: protein-macromolecule adaptor activity. Gene Ontology annotation, cellular component: endosome; HOPS complex. The transcript has a single exon. Gene Ontology annotation, biological process: endosome organization; vacuole organization; organelle fusion. The coding region runs from base 1 to 4596 and encodes 1531 amino acids. The record is from RefSeq and is a predicted model, not a curated record.